AGGAGGAGGAACGGGCUCGGACAUGGCGAGAAAGAGUACUGACCCGCCUGAGAGUUAUCGGUGAUCUUUGCAACCCGUGAGGCCUUAACAUUUUUAUUUUUUCUUUUCUCUUUCGACAUAUAUGUGUGUUUAUAUGUAUGUGUGUGUGUAUAUACUGUCAUCUAUACAUGCAUAUAUAUGUAACAAGAAAAUCCCUUGAUUUACCAAGCCAAAAGGGAAAAAAAACAUUAUAGUCGUUAAUGGACUGAAUGAACAACACGUAUAGAUGUAUAGCCAAAGAGGUAUAUGCCAUGAACCCGGAGAUUACAAUGGACAGCAUUGGGAAUUUGCAUGGUGGAUUAAGCCAUGAGCAAUCCACGGGCGAUCUAAUGGACAGCCAGCAGCGGCAGGCAGUUUCAGCGGCCCAUCGGGAACUGACGACCAGAUCUGCAAUGGUAUCCAGCAUGGCUUCCAUCCUGGACGGGACUGGGGACUACCGGCCGGAGCUCUCUAUCCCGCUGCACCCGGCAAUGAGCAUGUCGUGCGAGUCUCCGCCUGGCAUGGGGAUGAGCAGCACCUAUACGACACUCACACCACUCCAGCCCCUGCCUCCCAUAUCCACCGUCUCGGAUAAGUUCCACCACCCGCACCAUCAUCACCACCACCACCACCAUCACCACCACCAGCGACUCGCGGGCAACGUGAGCGGGAGCUUCACCCUGAUGCGGGACGAGAGGGGGUUGCCGGCUGCCAUGAACAAUCUCUACAGCCCGUACCACAAGGACAUGCCCGGGAUGCCUCAGAACCUCUCUCCUCUGUCCAGCAACCCCCUUGGCAACGGUCUGGCUUCCAUCCACAACAGCCACCAGGGCAUCCAGGGCUACGGGUCCAACGGCCACGACAAGAUGCUCAGCCCGAACUUCGAAGCCCACCCGGCCAUGCUGGGCAGAGGUGAGCAGCAUCUGUCUCGGGGUCUUGGCGCUCCGUCGGCGGGAAUGAUGCCGCAUUUGAACGGCAUGCAUCACCAUCACCACCACGGCCACUCAAGUCACCACCAGUCCCACGGGCCCGUGCUGGCUUCCAGCCGCGAUCGGCCUCCGUCCUCCUCCGGCUCGCAGACCACCAGUUCGGGGCAGCUGGAAGAAAUUAACACCAAAGAAGUAGCACAAAGGAUCACGGCGGAACUCAAACGCUACAGCAUACCGCAGGCAAUCUUCGCUCAGAGGGUGCUGUGCCGUUCGCAGGGAACCCUCUCUGACCUUUUAAGAAACCCCAAGCCUUGGAGUAAACUUAAAUCGGGACGGGAGACCUUCAGGCGGAUGUGGAAAUGGCUGCAGGAGCCCGAGUUCCAGAGAAUGUCAGCCUUAAGGCUCGCAGCAUGCAAACGCAAAGAACAAGAACAGAACAAAGAGAAGAGCAAUACACCAAAGAAGCCACGGCUAGUUUUCACUGACCUCCAGCGCCGAACUCUUUUCGCCAUUUUCAAAGAAAAUAAGCGCCCUUCCAAGGAGAUGCAGAUCACAAUCUCUCAGCAGCUCGGUCUGGAGUUAAGCACCGUCAGUAAUUUCUUUAUGAACGCCCGGAGGCGAAGCCUGGACAAAUGGCAGGACGAAGCCAUGUCGAGCCCAGGCGCUUCCUCGUCCACCUCAAGCACUUGUACCAAAGCAUGAUCGAGGACAGUGCACCUGAACUGGGCACAACUCAACACCUUUCCCUUUUUGUUUUUUUUGAAGAGGCUGUUCAGUGGUGAGUGCAUAAGCACAAUUUUCAUUAACACACCUUUUUUUUUAAAGAAAAGGGUCGGCACAUAUUUUAAUGCAUAUGGCAUUUAGGAAUAUUCCCAAAUCUACUUGAGCGCCUGCUAUAAACUGACAUCGAGCCCAGGGGUCAGUUCAGCAAAUUCCCGGAUGUAAUCAGGCAGGGCAUAAAUGUGUUAUGUUGCCAAGCAAUAACCUGUCUACUGCCCUGCUUAAAGGUUAAGGGGAAAUUUUGAAAGGGUAAAUAUUAAAUUUAUUUGUAAAUUGGUUCAGUUGUCAGUUGGUGGUCAGGCCGAUUUUAUAUGCAGAAAAACGUGCACAAAUACCGAAAGCAAGUGACGCCCAUUUUGAAUGUUUUUAUUUUCUUUUAAACAGUAGAAUUAUUGGAGAACAUUCGUACAAUCACGCUACCUCAUCACUAAUCGGACCGUUUAAUGAUGGACUGUCUGUGAUGAAUAUGCAAGCACAAACUAUAAACAUCUUCCCGGACAUUUUUCAGGCCUACUUUCACGCUACAGUUUGAUUUUCCCCCUUUUGAAUGAUGCCAUAUCCACUCCCUGUGUAGAACUGAUAACGCCGAGGAUGCGAGCACAGUGUUGAAGUGAAUUCCUUUCGGUUAUUCCCGUUUCCCUUCAGUUUACUCUCGGGAAAUGACAAGGACAGAAUUAGGCCCAUCGAGCCUGUUCCGCCAUUCCUUCAUCGCCGAUUUACUUCCACUCCGAACCCCAUUCUCCCCGUAACCUUUGACGCCCUAACUAAUUAAGAAGCUAUCAACCUCCGCUGUAAAUAUGACUUGGUCUCCACAGUCGUCCGUGGCAAUGAAUUCCCCCCCCCCCCCCGACACACACACCCUUUGGCUAAAUAAAUUCCUCCUCAUCUCUGUUCUAAAGGGACGUCCUUGCAUUCUGAAGCUGUGCCCUCUGGUCCUAGACUUUCCCAAUGCCAGGACCAUUGAAUCCUACAGCAGCUGUUAGCUGCCGGAAGGGUAAUUUUUUUUUCCGUUCUAUGCAUGAGUAAGGUUAGGUUUGUACUGCGAACGCACUGAGUAGCCCAUGGAAAGGGGGCUUCCCGUGAUGAAUGCAGAAGCACAAAGAACAGCGUUAUUUCUUUUUCCCUGAAACGAGGCAUAAAAUCUGUCUCCCACGUGUGCACAUUCACCACUGAACUGGCCCUUUCAGAACACCGUUGACGUGUUCAAUGACAAGCCAAAGGCUUUAAAGACUCUCGUGAAGACACUUGAUACAUUUUUUCUAUUUAUUAUUAAAUCGAAACCAAAGAAACUUUUUUGUGCACCUAAUCGUUCUGCAACAAACUUGUAAAAAAAAAAGCACGUCAGGAAACAACGUAGGCACUGUGUUUCAAUGGAUGUCUUAGUCGUUGAGGGGAAGCAGAGUUUUGAAAGGGUUAAAAAAAAGCAAAGCAGCCGCAGGAAGGAUGUAUCGCUGCUUCAUUUGACGACACUCUCCGCUUCUUAAAGUUGAAUUUUGUCUUAACGUGUGCCUAUGCAGACAUUGUACAGAACAUCAGAAAACCUCUUCCGCUUCGACCAAAGUCAGCUUCACAGAGACGUGGAUCUGUUUGUAUUUUUAAUACGACGCAGUUGAGCACUGUGUGUGUGUUACUGGCCUGUCCUUCAAUGCCCGUCUUAGGGAAGUGUCCACUUUCCUCUUAAUUAGCAAUUCUAGUGGAACGGGAGUACCGACAAAAUGGAUCCGAAUGGCUCCAAGCACAAGAUGUUAAGGUGCAGAUUAAACACCUCUACCAAAGAUAGCAACCUAUUCCUAUAUCCCGGUAAAGGUAACUCAGUAUGGGAAUGUUUGCAAAUUACGCGUUGCAUUAUGUUAAUUACUAAGCAUUUCUGAUUUUAGUCAUAUAGCAAGUAUUCAACAGACCCAAUGUUUCUUACUCAAGUUUCCAGUUGGAUAAUUUAAGUGAAAUGAUAAUUUUGAUGAUUCAAUCUAUUGUAAUUUAAGAUAGUUCAAUUCAAUAUUAAUAUAUUUUAAAUUAAUUUACUUGUACUCUAGUUAAAAUUUAUAAUUUUUCUAUUUUGAAAUGUUGACAUGAUAAUUAUUUAAUUUAGAAGGCUCAGGACCUAUUGAAUAAUAGAUUUUUUUUAAUAUAAAUUUCACUUUUCAUCUUAAGCACAAGUCUACUGGUAAUGUUCACUGCUGACAAUAGCUAAUGUAUCGUUUGUGCUUUAACCUGAGAAUCCUCUGGGUUUCUUUUUCGUUGUGUCAAUAGUCCUUUAACUCAGCAUCUUGUGCAUGAAGUCCAUGCGCACGUCUAAGAUGAGUUCAACUUUCAAGAAUAUCAGGAAAUCUCCACGGAUUUUAGGGAAAAAAAAAGAAGACAGUGCAGUUUGAUACACUGUAUUCCAAAGGCUUUAUCCGGGAAUGUGGAAGCUUUUAUCCUUAAACAAAGCUAUAUCCAAAGAAACCAUACAGAUUGGACCAGCAAAUUGAAGGUAGUCCCCACAGACAGAGAAUCAGCAGUAUUUUCCCUGUGUGGGAUCUUAUUAUUUUUUAACCAACUUGGCUGUUAAAAAUAUGCCAUAUUGUGGUAACAAGUUCAGACAGUUGACAGUGAUCUUUGCAAGUCACAAUACCCACAUGCCAUGUAAGUGAUUUAACUAACAAAAGCUGAUUUCUAAACAAGUUAGUAAUUUUUAAAAGUGCUUUUGACUGUAGGUUAGAAAUCAAACAAACAAAGCUAUAUUAGCUUUAUUAUUAUUAUUUGUAUUAUUAUUUGGGGUAUUUAUUGUGAACUAUAUAUUUAAACAGUGAUUUUUCUCUUAUUUAUCAAAUACUAUAAAUGCAUAUAAAAUAAAAGAUGUAGUGCUUCAGAUGGCCAAAAAUAUUUCAUAUUUUAUAAAGCAGACAAGGUUAAUUCAUUAACUUUGACUCUUUUAGGAAAAAAGUAACACUGGGAUUAAGAUUGCAAGCACAUUUAACACAAAUCCACUUCUGCUUCCUGUAAGUAUAUAGAAGCAUUAAGUGUUCCCAAACUGUAUCAGUAGGCAUCCAAUAAUAGUUGAACGCGAUGCUUUCUAUACAUAAACUACCUGAGCCAUUGUAAGGUUUUUAUUAUAGUUACUUGCUUUUGGAUUUCAUGCCCUUCAAGCACUGCAUCUUUUAUUCUCAAUUUUCAAUGCCAAAGAAUUAUUCCACUAUAAGCGCUGAAAGAUAACCCUUCAGUCUUACUAGUAAUUACAUGGAUGAGCAAUGAUUUAAAAUGGGACAAUGCAGCAUGUACUGAUGGGGAGUAUGAAUACACUACAGGAAAUACUUUAAUGACCAUUGUUUGGCCCAGUGUCCAAAUGGCUUCAGAUAACUUUCGAUUGUGAAGAAAUCUUUAGCAUUAGUGACAAGAGACAAAAACAAAAUAACCCUGAACUCACUGCUUCCAGGUAUGAACUAUAUGUAAACGCUCUUUCUACUUCUAGUGAGAACCAAAGAGGCUACCUCACUGAAUUUUUCCAUUUGUAAUUUUAAUCGCGUCGAUGAUACCAAAGAUACCAAAGAUUACUUUCUCCGCACGGUCUGCCUUUUGCUUCUGCUCAUGUAUAGACUGUCUCCUAAAUACAGCUGCAACACAGAUACCCCAAAGAUCUAAAUGGUUUUCUGCACUGAUUCUAAAUGUGUGUGUGUGUGUUUUUUUCUGUGCUGUUAAAUACUUCCUCAAUAGAAUCCAUCACCAGAGAUCAAACGUAGUAUAUUUAACAUGUUAGACAGCCUUUAUUGUUGUACAUGUAGUUCACAAUUUUAAUUCAAAAAGAGCUAAUGUCACCAGCAUUGUGCUUAUUAUAACAUGGAUCCAAAAUCUGCAGCCGUAUUGAUUGGAGUUCAUUUAAAAUAAUUUGUAUUUGCAAUGUGUGAUUAUGCUGUUUAUUGAAUUCUGUGCUUUCUAAAAUAAAAUUAGUAAAUGUUCAGAAGGAAUCUUAAAAAAGACAUAAUCAAAUAGUUAAUUCAGUGUAAGCAUUGUCAUUGUUUAAUUGAAUUUGGAGAUACAGCAUGGUAACAGGCACUUCCAGCCCAACGAAACCGUGUGACCAAAAUUAAAUGCUAACCCCUUACUUCUUUGGAAUGUAGGAGGAAACCCACACGGUCACGGGGAGAACGAACAAACUCCUUACAGACAGCGGUGGGAAUUGAACCCUGCUUGCUGAAGUUGUAAAACAAUGAGUUAAUGGCUCUGCCACCGUACAGCCCCAUAUAUUCCCCUAUAGUGGUAAGGUGAGUUGGUAAAUAUGUCACCUUUAGCUACAUUCUACCGUUCAAAUUCUCUCUGUUUGAUUCUGUAAUAUCUAGCAUGCAUACAUCUAUAUUUUUCUCUUUUCUAAACGGAAAGACACAUGGCAUCUAGAGGUAGUUCCGACAUUGUAAUUCAGGGCCUGAUUUAUUUUUCAUUUUUGCAAUGUCAGUUUAAUUCUUAAAAUAUUUGGCCCAGUUGUUAUUUAGAUCAUCUUUAGGAGUUUUUUUUUGGAUUGAACAACAUGUUUUAAAAUUAAAGACUACAUGAGAAAACUGAAAUAAGGAAUAAAACUUAAAUUGCCACAGGAAACAUUCAUCACAAUAGAAUAGUUUAAAAUAACUUCUUUCACACUGAUUCUGAUAAUAGAAGGAACCUUCUGCAUAUUACCUUAUGAUCAUUCGGGCAAACAAAGAGUUAACUCAAUUAAUUAUAAUUUGUUUGCUAUUUAAUUCACAGUGUUUGUACCUAUACAAAAUUGAAAGAUCCAAACAAAAGGAUAGAAAUACUUAGUUCUCGUUCAUUUCCUAAUAAAUGAUGCAAAUAUUAAUGCUUUUUAAAAAAUCCUUUCAUCAAUUUGUAUAAAAUAUAUUACCACCUUAUUUUUGAAUAUCCCUCUGAUGUGUAAUCAUGUAAAAUUUAUUUAUUUUUUAAAUUUAUUGAGGUACAAUGUGGAAUAGGCCCUUCAAGUCGCACUGCCCACCAAUCCCCCAAUUUAAUCCCGGCCUAAUCAUGUGACAAUUUACAAUGACCAAUCAAAUUAUCAACCAGUACGUCUUUGGAUUGUGGGAGGAAACCGGAGCACCCAGAGGAAACCCACGCGGCAUGAGGAGAAUGUCCAAACUCCUUACAGGCAGCGGUGGGAAUUGAACCCAGGUCGUCUGUACUGUAAAUAGUUGUGCUAACCUCUACGCUAAAGUUCCCAUGCCAUUUUUUUUGGCAAGCAUUUCACCUUUUUAUUCUGGGGAGAUUAAUCUGGAUUUAAUUGAAUUUAUUUGUACUCAGAUAAUGUUAGCCAAUAUAGUGGCUAGAUUGUUCAAUGCUUUUCAUCUUCACUGACAUUAGUAAUUUGCCCAAAUUAUAGCCGUUUAUAAAUGCACAGAAAAAAAUGAACAGAAACACAUCCUGAAUUAGUGCCCACCAUUACCAAAAUACCUGUUUUCUAAAACCUAGACGCACACUUUAGUUGCAAAGUGUGAUAAACCACGGGACGAGUGCCUUGCUUGAACCAAAGCGGUGUUUCUUUCCGGUUUUGAAACCUCUGUGCAUUUUUUUUUUAUUCCUAUGAAUACCUCAGCUUCGAGAGGCCACCAUUUUUUUAUUGCUGGUGUGCCCCAGUACUGUGGUGCUUUGCAAUGCAGCCAUGCAAAGAACUAAACAAAGAUACCAAAGUUUUCUCUCGAUCUCAGUCUCUAUCUUCUUUCUCUUUACGAUACCAAAGCUUUAAAAAAAAAUUCUGAAUUGAGUAGGUUGGCAUCAGAGACCGUGCAUUCCUUACCGAAUUUUCUCAGAUAUACCUCAUAGAUAAUAGUGUUUAGAGUGAUGUUAUUAUAGCAUAUGUAAUAAAUUAUUCACUCGUUUUUUGGUAACUGUGACUAUGAUAUAAAAAAAGAAGCUUUAUACGUUUUGAGUUGUGAUUUUUGUAAUAGUUGACAGGUGCGCUUAUGGAAGGAUUGUAUAUGUUUCAUGGAAUUUGGGGAAGUUGCUAAAUUAGCCCAAAGUUUACAGUUUUCAUAUUCUGAAGAAAUGAUCCAUUGUUUAUUUUUCUUUGUGUGUGUAUAUGUGCGUUUAUUUCCACAUUGUCCUACAUAGACUUAUUGACUAAUUGUUAAUGUGUUGGAAGUGUAGUGUUGAAAUUAGCAACUGCCAAACAGUGCUAUGAUUUUAUGCAUGAAGCUGUGUAAAAAAAGAAAUUAGCAAAGGUGAUGCAUUGUGAUUAUUGAGAGUAAUAUUUUUUAAUUUAAGGAAAUAGUUUUUUUAAUAGAUUUUAUUUAUGCAUGAGAGCCUGUUAUUUGUUAGACAUUGUGGAACAGUUGUGUAUAUAUUGGACUGUGGAAGUAAACACAGUUGAAUUUAAUACACUGGAUAAGUUGGCGCACAGGGAUUGGGAUGUGUUAAUGUGUCCGUUUUUAAAAAAAAAAUCAAAAAAUCAAGACUCUGCAUAAAGUCCUUCACACAACUAAUAUGGUUCUCCAAAUCACACCGUUGUCACUUAUAAUGGCUUUCAAUGGAUGACAUUAAGAUGAUGAGAGAAAGCAUUUUCCAGAUUAACACUCAAACAGAAUUAAUUCAGUUAUUAUGUGAAAUUUCUGAUGUGUAGAUGUUUAUAAUUAGAACUCUUGGUGAACUGAUCGAGAGGUGAUUUUGGUUUUAUUAUUUAUUUGCCAAAGAAAAGGAUGGAGCACAUAAGUUUAGACCAGUGAAGAGGCAGUCGGCAUUUGUUUGUUCAUAUGUAUUGUGUGUGUUUUUUUUUCUCUCUCCCAGAAAAUUAUUAGUGUUCUUCCUUAGGAUAAAAGAGUGACUCCUUGUGUAAAAACACAUUUCUAAUGCUUUUUUAAAAAAAAUUGAUUUGGGUAAGAUUAUUGUUUCAAAUCUCACUAAAUCCUUUAAUGAAAGGAUUUGACUGUUUUCCUUAUAAUUUCAAAGGUUUGAUGAACAUAAUAGGAGAUGUGAGUUGAUGCAAAGGUUGUUUGUGUAAUAAUCAAUACAGAGUGAAAUGGACUUGAUUAUUAUUGACUAAUGCAGGCCCAGAUUAGUUUCUAUUUUGCAUUUUGCUUAAAUCCAAAUCAACAGAGCUUCAGUAAACACUAUGUGACAAUUGUUGAGAAUACCAUUGGUCUCUUACUCUUGGUAUUCAAUAAUGAGUGAUGGCAGAACAUUCAAAGGCAGGGGAGAUGCCUAUUCUUCUUACUCUGGGGUAACUUUAACCCAACCUUCCCAUAGGGAAGCUGAAAGGAUCAGGAACAAUGCAAGGAGAUAGUAAACAAUCAAAAGCAACCAUUUACUUUUGUCCACAUUGCACCAGAAUGUGUGGAUCCUGGAUUGGCCUCAACACCCACCUGAGGACCAAUCAAUAGACAACCCCUUAGUACAAGGCUUCCCAACCUUUUGAUGCCACGGACCCCUACCACUAACCGAGGGGUUUGUGGACCCCAGGUUGGGAACCCCUGCCUUAGGAUGACAUCAUACUCAACUCACGUGAUUGUAUUACUACAGCUACUUUGCAGAGAGCCUGACAUUAGUCUCCAAUGGGCCAGUAAAGACUAAUGUUGGGUGGAGUGUGAAAACUGAUAUUCUGUCUGUUAGAACAAACUUUCCUGAAUACACUUGGCAAAAUCUACCCUUUUACAGAAUGGGGGUCCCAGUCAAUAUGUGCAAAGUUAAAAUCGCCUACUACUACAGCCAUGUGUUUCUUGCAACUGUCUAUGAUCUCUGCAUAAAAUUUGCUGCUCUAAAUCCUGCUGACUAUUGGGCAGUCUAUAAUCUCAUUGAUGUCAUCCCUUCCUUAUUCCUCAAUCCCACCCAUGUAGCCUCAGCAGACGAGCUCUCUCAUCUGCCCUGUCUGAGCACUGGCAUGAUAUUUUUCUGGGCUAGUAAUGCCAACCCUCCCCCUUUAGUCCAUCUCAUUAUCAGGUCUAAAACAAAGCCUUGGAACAGUGAGCUACCAGUCCUGCCCCUCGUGCAACCAAGUCUCACUAAUGGCUAUAGUGCCAUAAAUCCAUGUGUUAAUCCAUGCUCUAAGCUGGUACAGUAGUCUAUGCAUUGAAAUAUACACAACUGAGAACAUUAGUCCUGCAUGCUCAAUCUUUCAAUCCAUUCCUGAUGCUUUUUCCACCUGAUAAGAUGCAUUAAAUUAUUCAUUGUGGAUCUCUGCCUCUUGGGUUUCUGAGACGUGACUGCUUAUGUAUUCACUGAUGUAUUAAUUUUUCUACUCCUGUCAGUUUAAGACAUAAAUGCACUGUUUCCCAAGUACUUUCCCUCUAAUUAUUGUUGCACCAUUCAUCAUUAGGAUGACUAAGUACUAUUCUUUCACAAUGAAGUUAGAUUGAGAAGCAGCUUGUACCUCCAACAGUGCAGCCUGAUUGAGAGAAAACAGUGGCCUUUGGCUUUAGAAAUAAAUUUGCCAUGGUUAAUUCUUAUGUAAUCUGUGCAUUAUGGUUUGCACAUCAGAUUCAGCAUAUUUUAGCGAUCCACAAAAUGCUGGAGAAUCUCAACUGGUCAGGCAGCAUCUAUGGAGAGGAAAAAGAGAGUUGCCAUUUCAGGACUGGUGAAGGAUCUCAGCCCGAAAUGUUGACCUUUAUUCUUCUUCAUAGAUCCUGCUGGAUUUGCUGAGUUCCUCCAGCAUUUGGUAUGUGUUCCUUACAUGGUUUGCACCUCUUUUCAUCAUUCAUGGCAUUUUCACAGUGCUAUUUUUUUUGUUCUUUUAUCAUCCUUUGUACUUCAGUUUCUGACAUUGUUGUUGUCCUCCCUGUCCAUUUGAUAAUCUCACCAAAGAGGAAAACUGUGGGAAUCAGAAUCGAGUUUUUUAUCACUGACAUGUGUUAUGAAGCUUUUUUUUUUGUUUUGUAGCAGCUACAGUGCAAGGAAAUAUUCCUGAAAGUUACAAUAAAGACUAUUUAAAAAAAAGUAAUGCAGAAAGUGAGGUAGUGUUCAUUCAGAAAUCUGAUGGCAAUGUCACAGGUGAUUUUUCAUGAUCACGACAGUGUUCAGGAAGUUCACUACCUUAAAGAUCACGGUGCCAUUAUGUUAACAAAUAAAUACUUUGUACAGCCAUACAAUUUGCUUCUGAAUUACACCAUAAGACAGAGGAGCAGAAUUAGGCCAUUUGACUUAUCCAGAGUGCUCUGCCAUUGGGUCAUGGAUGAUUUAAUAUCCCUCCUGCCUUCUCUCCAUAACUUUAGAUGCCCUUGCUAAUUAAGUACCUAUCAACCUCUGCUUUAAAUAUACCCAAUGACUUGCCCUCCACAGCCAUCUGUGGCAAUGAAUUCCACAGAUUCAUAAACCCGCUGGCUAAAUAAAUUCUUCCUCAUCUCUGUUCUACAGGGAAUAAAAGGAGUACGACAGAGAUGUUGAUUAUGAAAUGUGAUAAGCUGAGUGUCCAUCGUAUGCUUGGCAUAACCACAUUAGCGAGAGCUAGAGUGAUAUAGGAUCAAGCUCAGGGUAUACUUAUAUGGUGUAGAAAUUGUGGAGAAGGUGAUUCAGGGACUUGAGUGGAAGGUGCUGCAGAUUGAAAAAGAAAUUGUUUUGAAUUGGGAGAGAAGGACAUUGAAGGGAAUGAGAGAGAAUAGAUUAGUAAUAAUAUAAAUGACAUUUCACGAUUGGGUAGGUGGACAAAGUCAGCUGUGUUUCAGAUACUCAGCUUUUCAUAGAACAAAGAGCACAGAACAAUACAGUACAGUACAGACCAUUCACCCCACGAUGUUUUGCUGACCCUUUAAGCUACUCUAAGAUCAAUUCCCUCCCACAUAGCCCUCCAUUUUCCUUUCAUCCAUGUGCCUAUCUAAGAUUCUCUUAAAUCUCCCUAAUGUAUCUGCCCCUACCACCAGCCAUGGCAAUGCAUCCACCACUCUCUGUGUGUUUUAAAAAAAAAACAACUUGCCUCUGACGUCCCUCCAUUCUUUCCUCCAGUCACAUUAUAGUUAUGCCCACACAUAUGAGCCAUUUCUGCUGUCCACUCCAUAACAUGUAGUAGCAGAAUUAGGCCAUUUUGCCCAUCGAGUCUGCUCUGCCAUUUCAUAAUGUCUGAUCCAUUUCCCUCUCAGCCCCAGCCUCCUGCCUUCUCCCUCUAACCCCUCAUACCCUGACUAAUCAAGGACCUAUCAACCUCUGCCUUAAUAUACCCAACGACUUGGCCUCCACUGUUGCCUGUGGUAACGAAUUCCACAGAUUCGCCACCCUCUGGCUAAAGAAAUUCCUCAUCUGUAUUCCUAAAUAAACAUCCCUCUAUUCUGAGACUGUCCUCUGAUCUUAGACUCCCCCACCUUAGGAAAUAUCCACGCUAUUGAGGCCUGAGGCCCGGAGACGGCCCGGAGCCAUCAUAUGAUAAGCCUUUCAUCCUGGAGUCAUUUCCAUGAACCUCCUUUGAACCCUCGCCAAUUUCAAUCUAUGCCUCUUCUACAUUUCAGUCAAGUCACCUCUCAUCCUUCUUCACUUCAAAGAGUAAGACCCUAGCUCACUCAAACUAUCCUCAUAAGACGUACUCUCCAAUCCAGGAAGCAUCCUGGUAAAUCUCCUCUGCAUCCUCUCUAAAUCUGCCCCCUUUUAUUUUCUAUACCCUGAGUGGAAACAGCCUUUCUUGAGAGAUUCUCUGUAAUAUUAGCAGAAGUCCAUACUGGAUUGUGUCACGACCACUGGUGUGCUGUACACCACACUUGAUAGCGGUCACUAAACAGCAUAGAUGCCUGACAUACAGCCACUAAACACACUUCAAACAAAAAAUAAUGCUGCAUUUUUGUAUGACUAAAACUGAUUAAAGAGAGAGCAGCGGAAGCUGAAGGGAGAUCUGAUAGAUUAUAAGAGGCAUAGAUGUAGUAUACAGACAAUCUUUUUCCCCAGGGUUGAAAUAUCUAAUAACAGAAGGCUUGCACUUAAGGAGAGCGGGGUUAAUUUUAAAGGAGGUGUGAGGGGCAAAUUUUUGCGCAGAGAGUGCUGGGGUACCUGGAAUGGGGUGCUUGAGGUGGGGGUGGAGGCAGAUACAUUAGGGACUUUGAAGAGAAGUUUAGAUAGGAACAUGAAUGUGAGGAAAAUGGAAGGAUAUGGGUAUCACAAACAAGACAAGAUCUGCAGAUGCUGGAAAUCCAAAGCAACACACACAAAAUGCUGGAGGAACUCAGCAGGUCAAGCAGCAUCUGUGGAAAAAAGUAAACAGUUGAUGUUUCAGGCCAAGACACUUCAUUAGGACUGGAGCAAAAAAGAUGAGAAGUGAGAGUAAGGAUAUGGUUAUUGUGUAGGCAUAAGGGAUUAGUUUAGUUGGCCAUUUGAUUACAAAUUUAAUUGGUUUGGUGCCACUUUGUGGGCCAAAGGGCCUGUUCCUGGCCUGUACUGUUCUAAAGAGUUGAAAGGCCCGAUGUGAAUGCAGAACAUGAUUAUGUGUCACAACUAAAAUGAUCCCCCUACAUACUGGGCAACUCGCUGCAUAUUGUGAACUUGAGUAAAUUAAGAUGCCCUGUAUUGCCCACUGAUUAAACCCACACUGAAAACAUGUAUUUCCUUGUAUGAUCUUUAAAAAGAGUACCAUGUCUUACUCAACAAUAAAAGUCAAGACCAUAAGACAUAGGAGCAGAAUUAGGCCAUUCAGCCCAUUGAAUCUGCUCUGCCACUCUUUCAUGGCUGAUUUAUUAUCCCUCUCAACUCCAUUCUUCUGUCUUCUCCCUGUAACCCUUGACACCCUCACUAGCCAAGAACCAAUCAACCUACGCUUUAAAUAUACCCAAUGACUUGGCCUCCACAGCUGUCUGUGGCAAUGAAUUCCAUGGAUUCACCAUCCUCUGCAGAUCAGAAAAAGCUGCAGAGAGUCUGAAAUAUUCUUUUGAUACAUUUAGUUCAUUUUCAUUACCGUUUCAUUCCAUUAUUUUAUUCUCGGCAUGCAUUUACACCUUGUUUUACUGUUUAAUCAUUGGGUGCAUCUCUGGUGCAUCCAUUUAUGUAUCCAUUAAUACACAAAUGAGACAAACUACCAAUAUGCAAAAUUGGUUGCAGCUAAUUGAGUGGCUCCUGUAUCAUCGUUCUGUUGCCUGAGUUCAUACUGUCACGAUUGUUCUCAGAGUUCAAAACAGAGUGUGGGGUGGAAUUCGUUGUUGAGGCAUGCAGUUGUGGCUGCUGAACACCCAACGUUUGACCGUCAAUACGGCGGCAGGCAUUUGGUCAUUGGCAGCUCUGAGACUCCAUUCCCUGACAGGUGCAUGCUGGGAUAUGAAACUACAGAAACCCCGCCUGCCCUAGCACAGGCAAUGAGUGCAACGGUGCCAGGGAGCUUGCACGUGCUGUGGCUUGUAAACCCUCUAACUUGUUCAUUGCAUGGCUGUCUUGUUUCCAUGACAUCUGAUUAGAUUGGGGAAACUGGUAUUAAACAUGAUCAGCCCGUUCUGCCUUUUGGUCCCUUAGCACCUUGAGUCCUACUGUUCAUUGUGACCAUCUGCCCUCUCCAGAUAGGAGGAGUAUGGUUUCUGCUCACACCAGACAUGUGGCCUCAGUGUGUGGGGAGAGCUAUACUCUGAAUACCAAUGAAUAAUGCCGAUUGAAUGGCUUAAUGGCAUCUGUAUUGGAACAUGGAACAUACAGCAUAACAGCACAGUACAGGCCCACGAUGUUGCGCCAACCUUUAACCUGCUCUAAGAUCAAUCUAACCCUUCCCUCCUGCAUAGCCCUCCAUUUUACUAUCAUCCAUCUGUCUAUUUAAGAGUUUCUUAGAUCCCCCUAAUGCCUCAACCACCAAUCCUGGCAGUGUUCUACAUACCCAGAAUUCCUGUGGAAGGAACUUAACUCUGAUUUACCCCCUAUUCUUUCCUUUCAAUCACCUUGAAAUUAUGCCCUCUUUUGUUAGCCAUUGUCGCCCUGGGAAAAUGUCUCUGACUGUCCAUUUCAUCUAUGCCUCUUGUCAUCUUGUAUACCUUUAUCAAGUCACCCCUCAUCCUCCACUCCAAAGGGAAAAGUCCAAGCUUGCUCAGCCUGUCUUCAUAAGACAUGCCCUGUAGUUCAGGCAGCAUCCUGGUAAAUUUUCAGCCAAUUAACCCUGCAGACCCAGUGUUACAGACUGCCCCAGUACUUAACAGCAGUUUAAAGAAUUUAAAAUAAACUCAUUUGGAAUGGUUCUAUACAGACAGCAGAUAUUUUUCCAGUCUAAAUCAGUUGUGGGUAUGUCAUACUGCUUACUGCUGUGUAACCUGGCCAUCGUUGCCACGGUAACAGUGACACCCUCCUUAGUGGGCCUUCUCAGUCCUUGCUAAAUUUGCGCUAUUCUCCUUUCAAUAUUUCAGUAAACACAGUUUGAUACUUUCUGGUUGCCACAGUAUAAAGGAUUACAAACAACAUUUUAAAAAUGUGCUCUUCAAGACUAUGCAAAAAAAGUUAUAAAAUUGUGAGGAAUUCUGCUUGACCCUGCCUAUUAGUGUUUGCAGAAAGUGAUUGAAUAGAACAAAUUUUGACAGUAACUUUCUUUUCAUUCCUGUAGCAACAUGAUUUAAAAAGUACAAAUUUUGCGUAAACUCACAUUCUCCUUUCAAUGGUGAUAAAUAAACUCACGAUGAUUAUUGUUAGUUAGGUUCUUAUCAUAUUUUUAUUAUUUAUUAAGCUUAAUGUUUUCGCCUGACGCCGUGCAAUAUCCGUAGCUGUGUAAAACGCGAGUUACAGCCUGCUGUAUCAGUGUUACGUGUUUCAACUAUUGCAUAGUUAAAGCUUUUAUUGUCGUUGAUGUUGACGUAUCCGGGCACUUUAAAAAAAACCUUUGAUAGGUUCCCAAUACUUUAGUUUCAGUUGCUUGUUUGUAUACUGUUUUCUUGCUGUUUAAACCUAUGCCCUCCAUCAGGCGCGUAAGUGUUGUCUGCAUCAUGCUGGAAUAUGUUUCUUUUUUAAUUAUUUUUUAAAUUUUCGCUAUCAUCAAAUGGUAGUGCUGUAAAUUCUGCAAUUAUUGUCCAAUAAACUGCUUUUAUUCAUUCCAGAUUGCAUUUGGCGUAGUUUGUUCCUGCAAUUCUUUUCUUGCCUCUUCAUGGUUCUAGCAGUAGUUGUUCAAAAGUUCAAAGUAAAAUGUAUUAUCAGCC
This is a messenger RNA of Mobula hypostoma (lesser devil ray), 15739 nucleotides long. RefSeq names its product one cut homeobox 2 (gene onecut2). Gene Ontology annotation, biological process: regulation of transcription by RNA polymerase II. The coding region runs from base 249 to 1649 and encodes 466 amino acids. Gene Ontology annotation, cellular component: nucleus. The record is from RefSeq and is a predicted model, not a curated record. Lineage: Eukaryota; Metazoa; Chordata; Chondrichthyes; Myliobatiformes; Myliobatidae. Gene Ontology annotation, molecular function: DNA-binding transcription factor activity, RNA polymerase II-specific; RNA polymerase II cis-regulatory region sequence-specific DNA binding. The transcript is spliced from 2 exons.